This is a messenger RNA of Magnolia sinica, 633 nucleotides long. RefSeq lists its product as uncharacterized. Lineage: Eukaryota; Viridiplantae; Streptophyta; Magnoliopsida; Magnoliales; Magnoliaceae. The transcript is spliced from 2 exons. The record is from RefSeq and is a predicted model, not a curated record. Bases 35 to 364 code for a protein of 109 amino acids.
UACCUCCAAAAUACACACGCUUAAUCAAGGGUAAAUGGAUAUGAAGAUGGGAUUGGUUUUCUUCCUCGUUUUCUCACUCUUAUUCCUAAAAGGAGUCUCGGCCAUUAGAAACCCUCGACGCCGCCCAACUAGCCUCUCUCCCGUCCAAACAGACCAUAUAGGUAGUUCUUCCAUAGGCGAACUACGGCUAGAAGUGGAUCAGAUUCUCAAGAGGGAUCAAGCUCGAGUUGAAUACCUGAACAAAAGGAUUAAAGCUGGGCAGUCUAAAGCUCAUAUGAACACAUCCACCGGUUCCAUGCCAUCGGUUGACAAGCAAGAUCAGACCGACUUGAAGCCCGAUCAGCACCAAGGCAAGGCGGCAUAAGCACUCAACCCAUUUAAUUAAUCAUCCCAUGGUUGUUGAAUUGGUACUAGUACUAUUUAUUUUCGGAAGGGUGCAUAUGAACUAGUAUUGUUUGGGAAAGAGGUGCAUGGUGACUACUAUUUCUUUGGCAAAGGUUGUAUAGGAGGUAGAAUUUUGCAUGGUUUGGAGUCUUGAAAAUGUGGUUAGAGAGUUAUUAGUAUUAAUUGUCUAAGGCUCUUUGUAAUUAAUUACAAACAUUCUUGAAAAAUGAAAGAAGUUAAAUUUGAUAG